AUGUCGCUCUUUCUAUCAGUUUGCAGGCUGAAAUCGUCGGUUAGCUUCCUUACUCGACCAGAUCGACCAAAUCUAGCUUAUCAUAAGCUAAAAGGCAGGAAUCCAGGGAUUAUUUUCCUUCCAGGCUUUAAUUCAAAUAUGAACGGUCAGAAAGCAAUUGCCCUUGAGGAUUUCUGCAGCUCUCUGGGUCAUGCCUUCAUCAGAUUUGACUACACAGGAUGUGGAAAUUCAAAUGGUAAUUUCGAGGAGUGCACAAUAGGGAAAUGGAGGAAGGAUGUUCUGUCUAUACUGGAUGAACUUACAGAUGGACCACAGAUCCUGGUGGGCUCCAGCUUAGGGGGAUGGCUGAUGCUUCAUGCUGCCAUGGCACGCCCAGAUAAAGUGGCUGCUCUAGUUGGAGUGGCUGUAGCAGCAGAUCACCUCGUAACAACUUUUAACAGGCUUCCUAUUGAGACACAAAAAGAAAUAGAAGAUAAAGGCGAAUGGAAAUUUCCAACAAAGCAUAAUGAGGAAGGCUACUACACUCUGCCGUACGACUUCAUUAGAGAAGCAGAAAACCACUGUGUGUUGAAUAGUCCUAUUCCUAUAACAUGCCCCAUAAGACUUAUUCAUGGCAUGAAGGACGAGGACGUGCCUUGGAAGAUCUCUCUGCAAGUUGCGAGUCGUGUUCUGAGCAGAGAUGUGGAUGUGAUCCUCCGCAAAGGCGGCCGGCAUCGCAUGAGCGAGAAGGAGGACACCAAGCUGCUCGUGAACACCGUUGACGACCUCAUUGACAAGCUGAGCACAGUAACCUAA
Tinamus guttatus (white-throated tinamou) is the source of this 795-nucleotide messenger RNA. The record is from RefSeq and is a predicted model, not a curated record. NCBI's taxonomy places the organism in Eukaryota, Metazoa, Chordata, Aves, Tinamiformes, Tinamidae.